Molecule: messenger RNA, 3564 nt
Organism: Castor canadensis (American beaver)
Lineage: Eukaryota; Metazoa; Chordata; Mammalia; Rodentia; Castoridae
Source: RefSeq, a predicted model, not a curated record
AUGCUGCUGCAAGACACGCUUGUCUUUGUGUGCACAGUGAGCCAGGACAGUGGCAGCAAGGGACCUGGUCAGCUUCCUCCCACGGCAGCACCAGUGCCUGCCCUGUGGAGACCACAGGUCCCAUGGCUGUCCAUCCUCACCCUCACCGAGGUCCACGUGGCCCCUAAACACCAGGCCAAUCCCCAAGGCAUCAGAACUGUCAAGAGCAAACCCAACCCGAGAACCACCUGCUCCUCUGUCGACGAGCCCCUGUCCCUAGUGCGAGGCGAGCGUGUUUUGGACGUGCUUCUAGCUACUCCGUGUCCUGUGUCUUGGUCUGUUAUGAUAAGAAAUGGUAACGUCCCCUUUUACAUUUUGCAUCCUCUAGGGGGACAGCCACCACGCUGCUGCUCUUCCCAAGAGAGAGCAUCGACUAUGCUCUCCAGCGGAGGCCAGAGUCACAAACCUGGAAAAAACCCACCCGAAGAAGACACCCGCGAGUCCAAGGCAGGGAUCCUGACGUCGGUGUCCAUACUUGAAAACAGUAGCAGAGAGACUUCCAAAUGUCCCGAACAACACAGACUUUCUCUUGAUUUAAAGAUGCCAGCAUUCCACCCGAAGCAGGAGGUGCUGGGCUCCAGUGAUGGGGCGGACUUCCCUUUGAGCACCGAAGGAACUGGCCUGCAGCUCGCCGUGGAGAGCCAGGCUGCUCACCCGAAAGAAAAGCUGUCUGAUUUGCACAAUAAGGAGCAUUGUGGCGGAGGAAGACGGGCGCCUGCCCCAGACCUGGUCCCACUGGAUUUGAGUGCGAGGUCAAGCCGGGACGACGCCAGCAAUAAGGAAGCAGCCUCUUCCCUGCAGGCAGCGCUGGUCAUUCACCCGUGUCCUUACUGUAACCACAAGACCUACUACCCCGAGGUCCUGUGGAUGCACAAGCGAGCCUGGCACCGGGUCAGCUGCAGUACCAUGGUGCCUCCGUGGAUCCAGCCCAACGGCUUCAAGAGCAUAAGGAGCAACCUAGUUUUCCUCGCCCGGAGUGGACGCACGGGCCCGCCGCCUGCCCUCGGGGGCAAAGAGUGCCAGCCUCUGCUACUGGCCCGUUUCUCUCGCACUCAGGUGCCAGGCGGGGUGCCAGGACCCAAAGGCAGCGCCUCCCCUCUAGGGGUGACCACGAAAGCCGCUAGCAUGCCUAAGAGUAAGGAGAGUCAUUCCGGGGGCUCCUGUGCACUGUGGGCGUCUGGCCCCGACGGCUAUCGACAGACCAGACCUGGCCAUGGCCAGGAGACACCUAAUGCUACUGUGCAGGGGACCCUGGCCAAAUCCAAAUCUGAGGCCAGCUCCAAGCCAGUGCCGGCCCCAGGCAGCGGAGGCCACAGCAGAAGUGCCACCCCUACACGCUCCGUCAUAACCCGGGUGGGCGCCCAGCCUUCAGCCAACAGCAAGCCGGCGGAGAAGUAUGGGGUCCCCCUGGCAGGGGCUGGCUUUGCCCCUCCAAACAAGCACAGUGCCCCAGACUCCCUGAAAGCCAAAUUCAGCCCUCAGCCUCAGGGUCAGCCUCCCUCGAAAGGCGAAGGGGGCCCUCCUCUACCUCCCCGAGAGCCCUCCUCCAAGACGGCCCAGGAGCUGAGGACGCUGGCCACCUGCGCUGCGGAGUCCAGAGGGGAUGCAGCCCCGCAGGCUCAGCCCGGCAUGCCGGGGGCGCCCCCCGUCGUACACUCCAUGAAGCAGGAACCGGCCACCGAGGGCCAGGACAGGCCCUUGGGCAUCCUCAGUGUCUUUAAGACAUACAUUCCAAAGGACUUUGCCACACUCUACCAGGGCUGGGGUGUCAGCGGCCCCGGGCUGGAGCACAGAGGGACACCCCGGACGCAGGCCCACCCGGGAGACUUGGUGUGCGUGGAGUGCGGCAAGAGCUUCCACCAGCCCGGCCACCUCAGGGCCCACACACGGGCGCACACAGUGGUGUUUGAGUGUGACGGUCCCCGAGGUUCUGAAGUUCACACGGCCUCUGCGGAUACCCCCAAACAAGGGAGAGACCAUGCCAACCCAGGGACAGUGCCCCUCAGGAAGGGGACCUAGAGGCAUGCCUCCAGUGCCCCGGCGUCCGUGACGGCUUGGGCAGUGUCCUCACGGGUGUCCCGGCAGACUCACCACAGUGACCACGACCACCUCGAGGAAGAAGAGCUGGAGUCUCCUGAUCUGACGCCUCUCACCCCAGAGCCGCCACGCUGGAACAGAGACUGAGGAAGUCCCUGUUCCUCCCCAGCCAUUUAGGGACAGCAAAGAUGCUAUGACUAGAAUUCCAUGAGCUCUGACACGCAUGUCUGUGCUCAUUGACCACAGCCAUGACUCUCCCAACAAGCAGUGGUGCUGGCAGGGAAGGUGGGGACGGAGGCAUCUGUGUCACUCAAGACAAGUUUGAGACACUGGAAAAGAGACUUGUGUGUUUGGGACAGAGUGGAGAAGCUAAGCACUGUAGGGGGCCUGAAAUAGUGACGAAGUCAGGACAGCAGUGGACCUGAGGUUGAUGUCCAUGUCAUAGUGGGUACUGAAAAUAGCAAAUAAAGGAGAGGAAGGAGGUGGCGUUCAGGUGCUGUGGAAAUCAGGCGUGGAGGAGUAGGGGCCAUGACGACCCUAACCUUUCAUGGUGUGACUGCAAUCCCCCUGGGCUGGCCUUUCCCUCGUGCUCACUCUGUCCUUCCCGCUGUCCGUGCCGAGUCUGGCAGAGGACACAUGGCUAUGGAAAUGCGGAUAAUUUGCUUUGGGAAAGCGAGCUAGUGGAACACUAAGAAAAGCGGCUUCUUUGUUUAUUCUCAGGACCUUUUUGUAACAGGGCUACAUUCUGCAAACUGCUCACAAAGGAAGACUUCACGUCUUAACCAGUCACUUAGCCUGUUUUUGUACUGGCAGAAGAGUCCCUGAGCAGACUGGGGACCCUAGAUCACUAGGGCCCUGAUGCUCUGAGACCUUCUGCACCCCACCCACCCUACACUCUCUCCCUUGCACCACCGCAGCAAGUAGGUGUCUCUUCUCCUUGGGCCUGGUGACCUCCACAGGACAAGUAAGUUUGCUCACAGAUGUGUGGGGUCAGCAGGCCGGGGCGGGGGGAUGGCUUUAUAUACCUCUUCCUUAGUAACGCAAAUGCAAGUUUUGUGGUGGGGGUGAAAGCCCGUAACAAAAGAUCUUAAACCAUGCAGUGUACACAGUUGAAAUUGUAUUCCACAGAUAAAUAUUUUCUUUUCCUAUUGCCGUGACACUGUGUGUGAUGGUGAUAUUUCUGAGUCUUUCAGAGUUUUGCACAUAUAUGAUUUUAUGCAUUAUCAGAAGUUAACUGCUGCCUUGAAUGAAAAUGUUCUGUGAAAUUUUUUGCAAAAGCUUUACUAGGUUUUUUUUUAAUUGUGAAAAUUUUGUAAAGGCAGGAAAUGGAUUAAAAUGAGCAUGCGAAAUAUAUUUUUCAAAAAAAAAAGCAAUAAUUUUACAUGUACAGAAAUUAUCUUAACCUUUAAUACUGGUGAGGGCGACAGUUUACUUGAUACAGUAAUGGAUUACUGCAGUUUUUGUAGAAAGUGGGCUUCUGAUACAAAG